AUGGGACACCAGUCGCUCGCGAUAGCUGUCAUCCUUUGUGUCUUGAUAUGCCAGGUAUUGCGAAUUUGACUCUCCUUUGAAUUGAUUUGUAAUUUAAGUGUAGGCAUAUUCAUUAGUCAUGUGUACAUAUCGAAAACAUAUUAAACCUUCAUGUUUUUAUUGUGUUUUUACAGGGUCUUUGUUCAGGGGUUUUCGAGUUGAAGUUACAAGAGUUUCUCAACAAGAAAGGAGUGACAGGCAAUACAAACUGCUGCAAAGGAGCCUCUGGGAUUCAGCAGUGUGAAUGCAAAACGUUUUUUAGAAUCUGCUUGAAGCAUUAUCAAGUUAACGUAACACCGGAACCCCCUUGUACCUAUGGCGGUGCCGUGACUCCUGUCCUCGGAUCAAACUCCUUUCAAGUGCCUGAAACAACUGCAGAAGCCUUCGCCAAUCCUAUUCCGUUUUCUUUUGGAUUCACGUGGCCGGUGAGUGUUUCAGCGCAUUUUUGUCAAAUUAUACAAUGUAAUCUUUGUCAGCAUGCUCAGGGCUCACCACUUAUGGGGCAUUGACAAUAUCAGUAACGGUCGUAGUGAAAUGUAGUCUAUAUCGGGAGAGGAGGGGACUUGGGCACGUUUAACAAAUGCUAUCAGGGUGGGAACUUCACGUCCUCAUAGAUGGCAUAUAAUUGCCAGCUCUGCGUGAAAUUCCGAAACGUUUCAUUUUACAGCUGUGAGUAAGUGUGAAAGUGGUUGAAUUAAGUGUGAAGCCUAAAAGUGGCACACCUCUAUUAUUAGGCCUAACAGACGCCACCCUUCACAUGUGAAUUAGCCUGAUGUUUAUGGACAGUGGUGCCUCAGUAUCUUAUAACCCUUUUGCACAGUUGUUCAUUAUUCGAUUUUUUCCUUCUAUUUUUUCAUCAGGGGACAUUCUCUCUCAUCAUUGAGGCCCUACACACAGAUUCCGACGAUGAUCUUUCAACAGGUAAAUUCCAUAGAGAGCAACAGGUCACCAAAUAAAUUUACAUAAUCAUUCAUUGUAAAUAUGUAUAGGGAUAUAUGUACUAAUUCCUGUAUUCACCAUUUUCAGAUAACCCUGAACGUCUGAUCAGUCGCUUCACCACUCAGAGGCAUCUGACAGUGGGAGAUGAGUGGUCCUCUGAUUUACAGACUGGUGGAAGAACAGAGCUGAAGUACUCCUACCGAUUUAUUUGUGAUGAGCAUUACUACGGGGAGGGUUGUUCUGUUUUCUGCCGUCCACGAGAUGAUGCCUUUGGUCACUUCACCUGUGGGGAACGUGGUGAGAUCAUUUGCAACUCAGGAUGGAAGGGAACCUACUGCACAGAACGUAAGUAGGCUGCAUCCUCCUUACUUUUGCUUUCCCAUACUUAGCCUACUUUAACUUUUGUUGUUCCGUUUUUUCUUUUUCUUUCACAAAAGUAUUCUUAAUGUGGUUAAUUUGCAGUCUUUAGUCAGAAUAAACCAUGCGUUAUUACCAAAUAGUUUCACUUAUCAAAAAUGUGGGUUGCAACAGGUGUCUAUGCUACUGUUUAGGCAAAUUUAAAUGAGAGAAGUUUGCCGAAUAAUCUCACGCGUGCCAUAGAUUAAAUGUAAUGCCUGAUUGGCUACUUGGCAGUGCGCUUGGCGUUGAUUGGCUUAGUGUGGUGAGGCAUUGUUGGAAGUGGGCAGCUGCUGAGUGAGAGUAGACAAUGGAGCAGCUGUCCUGCACUGGCACCAUGUACACCAGCUGUCCACUCUUAUCUGCACAGACUCGGGGACAUUAAGGGGAGGGGCUGUAUGAGCAGAAAGAAAAAAAGGGACUUCUGACCCAUAGUUAGGAGAAAAAGAAGCCUUUGUGUGUGAAUCUUUUGUGUGGGAGCAACUGUGUUAAGCAGAAUGUUGGUCCCCCUGGUGACAAGGGGAGCGUAUUUUCUAGGUAACGGCUAAUGGGGCCACCAGCCCACUGAAAUGAAUUAGCCAGUGUUUACUGAAAAGGGCCCAUCUGAAAAGAAGCUCUGCUGGUAUAAACACAUGUUCCAAUGAGUUAGAUUCCCAUGAUUCACGUGUGAUGGUCUCUCUCAUUGCAGCGAUCUGUCUUCCUGGUUGUGGUGAGGAGCACGGGUUCUGUGACAAGCCUGGUGAAUGCAAGUAAGUCCCAAUGACCUGUCCAUCUCUGUGUUAAACACCAGUCAACAGGAUCACAGUUUGGUAUAGUUUCAUAUAUGCUAGUAUCUAACCAUUUGCAUUGUGUGUGGUUACAGGUGUAGAGUUGGCUUCAGUGGGCGUUACUGUGAUGACUGCAUCCGCUACCCAGGGUGUCUUCACGGCACCUGCCAGCAGCCGUGGCAGUGUAACUGCCUGGAGGGAUGGGGUGGCCUCUUCUGCAACCAAGGUGAGUUCUGUUUAUCUCCCAUAUGCAACUGACUAGUGCUCUUCUGUCAUUCUCCACCAUAUUCAGACUCUACUGGUCUUGAGACAGCAUACAGUAUCUCCACUAAGUUCUUUAAGCCACUAUUCCAAUCAGGUUCAAAGAAUAGGACACUGCAAUUCAAACAUGGUGAAAACAUUGGUGGGGGGGCUUUCUUCGCUUUAAAAUAAGUCGGAAAACAUCCUGGAUAUAACUGUACAUUAACUUUCAGAAGACUAAGCCACAUGUGCCAUUGUCUGUUUCAGAUCUCAACUACUGUACACACCACAAGCCCUGCAUGAAUGGAGCCACUUGUACCAAUACUGGCCAGGGUAGCUACACCUGCUCCUGUAAGCCCGGCUUCUCUGGGGCCAGCUGUGAGAUUGAGGUCAACGAAUGUUCCGACAACCCCUGCCGGAAUGGGGGAAGCUGCACUGUAAGUAGUUUUGGCUGAGCUGCCCCUCAUUAGUUACAUUAGAAAGCAUUUCUCAGUGAUGUAAUGUCACAUAGUGUGUGGUGCUGCUAUGCUAGAGCUGGCAAGCAUUCCUCGUAUCAUGUUGAUAACAAGUUAAUAACAAGUCGUUAGGGAGUUGUAACUUUUGCUAAGCAAGUGCUUUGUCUUUCCUCUGACAGGAUCAAGAAAACACAUUCAAAUGUGCCUGCCCCCCAGGCUUCUAUGGCAACAACUGUGAGCUCAGUGCCAUGACCUGUGCUGAUGGGCCUUGCUUUAACGGCGGACGCUGUGCUGACAACCCAGAGGGAGGAUACUACUGCCAGUGUCCUCUCGGCUAUGCCGGAUUCAACUGUGAGAAGAAGAUCGACCACUGCACCUCCAACCCAUGCUCCAACGGUAAGCUGAAACAAAGUUCUCCAGUUCUGAGUUUACCAGUUGAAUCUUUCUAUUGAAAGUAUGAGGACAUGAAUGAAUACUUGAACAGACGGUUUAACAUGUCUUUCUAAUGUCUCCAGGUGCCCAGUGUAUGGACCUUGUGAACUCCUACAUGUGCCAGUGCCCUGAGGGUUUCUCCGGAGCCAACUGCGAGGACAACAUUGACGAGUGCGCCAACUACCCCUGCCAGAAUGGUGGCACAUGCUCGGAUGGCAUGAACGAUUACACCUGCACCUGCCCACCUGGAUACACCGGAAAGAACUGCAGCUCGCCCAUCAGCAAAUGCGAGCACAACCCCUGCCACAAUGGAGCCACCUGCCACGAGAGGAAGAACCGCUACGUGUGCGCCUGUGUGCCAGGCUACGGUGGCCAUAACUGCCAGUUCCUCCUGCCAGCGCACCCCCAGGGACAGCCCGGGGUGGAGGGAGCUGAUAAGAGAUACUCUGAUGACCAGGACCAAGGUACAUUCCCCUGGACCGCGGUGUGUGCUGGGAUAAUCCUGGCGCUGCUGCUGCUGGUGGCCUGUGCCGUGCUGAUGGUUUACAUCCGGGUCAAGGUGCAGCAGAGGAGCCAGCAGGGAGACAACCACAGUGAGAGUGAGACCAUGAACAACCUGGCCAACAACUGUCAACGACCUGACAAGGACCUAUCUGUCAGCGUAAUCGGCACGACAGGGGUCAAGAACACAAAUAAGAAAGUGGACUUUCACUCGGACAAUGCUGGAGGAGAGAAGAAUGGCUACAAGUCCCGAUACUCGUCAACGGAUUAUAAUCUGGUGCAUGAGCUGAAGCCAGAAGAUUUGUCGAAAGAGGACCAAGAAAAGAGCGAGGCGAAGUGUUCCGAAUCAAAUUGUUCCGAAUCUCUGUGUUCGGACAGUGAUUUCGAAGAGAAACACAGAAAAAGUUUAAAGAGGUGAAUAUCUACACAUUUGGAUAUAAAUUAUUUGUGACGUUAAUGGGAGUAGUCAUGCUUGUGUCUGAAGAGUCUUGGUGAAUGUUGAUGUUAAUGUCUUUAUUUUUCUUGUGUUCUCAGUGACGCCUCAGAAAAUAAACGUCCAGAGGAGUCGAUGUGCAACGAAGCAUCGAUGUGCAACGACACAAAGUACCAGUCAGUCUACGUCAUAUCAGACGAGAAAGAUGAAUGUAUCAUUGCGACUGAG
Coregonus sp. 'balchen' is the source of this 4430-nucleotide messenger RNA. The record is from the annotation of a GenBank genome assembly. Lineage: Eukaryota; Metazoa; Chordata; Actinopteri; Salmoniformes; Salmonidae.